Molecule: messenger RNA, 522 nt
Organism: Cylindrotheca closterium
Lineage: Eukaryota; Bacillariophyta; Bacillariophyceae; Bacillariales; Bacillariaceae
Source: the annotation of a GenBank genome assembly
AUGGAUCGUUUCCUUUGGAGCCACUUGAUGCAACUCAUAUACAAGAUGCGUGCUCAGGUCAGGAUGCAUAAUAUGCGCGUGGCGGAGUCUUAUCCUUCUGCCUUGGGCAUUACUUUACCACCUGAGUGUCAGGCCUUUGUCACCUACCUCUUCCCUUUUGAGGAUGAAGACAAGGGAUGGGAUGGUCGUAUCCCUAAAUGGUACAAGACGCUUGAUUUAGAUUCUGGAACUGAGGUUCCGGAUUCGUACUUGCAAUACACCCCUCGCCCGCUGCCGUCAUCUGCUCAAGAUCCUGACAAUUAUGUUACACAGAGGUUGACAUUGCCUCAAAAAGCACCUGCUGCCGCUUUGCCACCAAUGGAUGAUGAUCUUGCGGAAUUCAUUCAGGCUACCAAGCGGCACAAGCCCAAUUCCCGUCGAUCACUGGUCCAUCUGCAAGUUACCCCCGCUCCUGAAGACUCUUUUGUCUUGACAGAGGAAGGAAACUUUGAAGAUGGACAUGGUACUAAUUAUGUACCCUAG